Messenger RNA from Glycine soja, 1297 nucleotides. RefSeq names its product UPF0061 protein Fjoh_2793-like. The record is from RefSeq and is a predicted model, not a curated record. Lineage: Eukaryota; Viridiplantae; Streptophyta; Magnoliopsida; Fabales; Fabaceae. Bases 376 to 957 code for a protein of 193 amino acids. The transcript is spliced from 3 exons.
UGUCGUGUGGUGGACUAUAGAAAAUAGGGAGGUGUUAAUUAAUUAAUUGAAAAGGUAAUGAUUUUGGGGACGAACGAAGAUAUGAGAUUAUGAAAUGAAAUGAGAUAGUGUCUCUCACCAUUUCAAUGGAUCAGUGUUCUCUGGAAGAUCUGUUACACUCAAGUCUCUCCUUCCGUUCAAGUACACAACCCUCAAUUUGGCAUGUGGGCUGGGCAAUGACGCUUGGUGAGAUACUGAGUUCAAAAUCUGAAAGGUGGGAACUUCAACUCAAAGGAGCAUGGGUGGUGGGUGGUGGAGAUUGCUGAGCGUACUGCUUCCCUGAUUGCCAGAUGACAGGGGGUUGGUUUCACUCAUGGUGUGCUGAACACGGAUAACAUGAGCAUUUUGGGUCUUACAAUAGAUUAUGGCCCAUUUGGAUUUUUGGGUGCUUUUGAUCCUAAAUUUACCCCAAAUUCUACAGAUCUUCCAGGUCGAAGAUACUGCUUUGCAAACCAGCCUGACAUUGGUUUGUGGAAUAUUGCACAGUUCACAACAUCACUACAAGCUGCUCCUUUAAUAAAUGAAAAAGAGGCUAACUAUGCUAUGGAAAGAUAUGGAACGAGAUUUAUGGAUGAUUAUCAGGUUAUAAUGACCAAAAAGCUUGGCCUCCCUAAGUAUAAUAAGCAGAUGAUUAAUAAACUUCUUAGCAAUAUGGCCGUUGACAAAGUUGAUUACACAAACAUCUUUCGUACGCUUUCAAAUGUUAAAGCAGAAACAAACAUUCCAGAUGAUGAACUGUUAGUCCCACUAAAAUCAGUACUGUUAGAUAUUGGUAAAGAGCGUAAGGAAGCAUGGACCAGUUGGUUGAAAGCCUAUAUACAUGAGGUCUCUACCAGUGGCAUUCCUGACGAUGAAAGGAAGAUCUGGAUGGGUUUGGUGAAUCCUAAAUAUAUACUGCAAUUGAUGCUGCAGAAAUAGGUGAUUUUGGAGAAGUUCGUAGGCUGCUCAAAUUAGUGGAGCAUCCUUACGAUGAACAACCAGGAAUGGAAAAAUAUGCUCGCUUGCCACCAGGUGUAUGCAUGCUAUCUCAUGAGGCUCCCAGAUACCAGAUUUAGGUCUCAAAACACAAAAACUAGGAAUUAAUCAAGAGCAAAAAAAAGUAGCCUGUUUGUAUUACGGCUCUCUGUUUUCACUCUAGUUUAGUUUUACGUAUUAAAUUUGCUGUACUAAUACUUGAUGUUUGUCUCACUGGAUUUUUUCUUUGUAGGGAGGUGAUAAGGACAAGCGCAGAGAGACACUUGACAAGGAAGAUAAAUUA